UCUCUCUCCACAAACUGCCAUGGCGUUUCCCUUCUCCUCCGCUAUCCUCUUCCUCCUUCUCCUCUUCCUCUCCUCCGCCGCCAAUUCCCCCACCAGAACCCGCGAAUUCGACGACAUGCUUCAGUCCCUCCGCAGCUACGGCUACACCCUCUUCACCAACGGCAUCGCCACAUCCGAUCUCAAAUACGAGCUCCUCUCCGCCGCCGCCGCCGACUUCACCCUCUUCGCCCCGCGAGACGAGCUCCUCUACGCCCUCGACAUGGCCGCCGACGCCGCCUUCUACGUCAGCACCCUCCGCUACCACGUCAUCUCCGGCCGUCACACCUUCGCCGGCCUCAAGAACCUCUCCGCCCCCUUCCUCGACACCCUCCUCCCCGACUACGCCGUCCUCAUCGGAAAAGUCCGCGACGUCGACGCCGACAGCGACCGCGCCUCCGUCGGCCUCAUCGUCAACGGCGUCCGGAUCGCCUACCCGGACCUCUUCCUCGGCUCCCGAAUCGCGGUCCACGGAAUCGAAGGAAUCCUCCUCACCGGCCUCAACAUGAGCCGCGAUCUCGAAUACGGCUCCGGCCAUUUCCCGCCGAUCGGAUCUCCGGCGCCGGCCUUCCACCCAAUUCCUGCCCCGCCGUCGAACGAAUCGAAUAUUCCCACCGAAAUGCCCAAUUCUCCGACUCCGGUGAUCGGGAAUAUUCCGGCGAAGGCGAAGGCUCCGUCUCCGCCGGCGUCUACUUUCAUUGGGAUUAUUCCGGCGAAGGGGAUUCAGAAGUCUGAUGCGCCGGCUCCGGUGCCGGAGACUGACCGGAAUGAUGUGCCGGCGGAGGCGUCUCGGGAGUGGGCUGCGACGCCGACAAUCUCGCAGGAGCAGAUGGAGAAGAUGAAGAGGCUGGGCAUGAAGACGCCGGGGAAAAGGCUGCGGAAGGGGCGCCGCCGCCACCGGAGGCGUAAGGAGCUCCGUGAUCUGUAAACUGCUUGGGCUGUAUUGGAAUAAUCCCGAUAUCUUGGGGUCAAUGUGUCAUUUCUUGGAUUUACAAAAUAUGGAUUCUUGCUUAACAAAAAUAUUUAGUGCUUCUCUUCCUUUCAAAAUAUGCUGCUGAAUGUGAAUUUUUUAGCAUAUUGAUCACU
Messenger RNA from Salvia hispanica, 1122 nucleotides. RefSeq lists its product as uncharacterized. NCBI's taxonomy places the organism in Eukaryota, Viridiplantae, Streptophyta, Magnoliopsida, Lamiales, Lamiaceae. The record is from RefSeq and is a predicted model, not a curated record.